AUGGACAUGGACGUGGACGUGGACGUGGACGUGGACGUGGACAUGGUCGUGGACGUGGACGUGGACGUGGACGUGGACGUGGACGUGGACGUGGACGUGGACGUGGACAUGGUCGUGGACGUGGACGUGGACGUGGACGAGGACGUGGACAUGGACGUGGACGUGGACGUGGACGUGGACAUGGACGUGGACAUGGACGUGGACGUGGACGUGGACGUGGACGUGGACAUGGACGUGGACGUGGACGUGGACGUGGACAUGGUCGUGGACGUGGACGUGGACGUGGACGUGGAGGUGGACGUGGACCUGGACCUGGACAUGGACGUGGACAUGGACGUGGACGUGGACGUGGACGUGGACGUGGACGUGGACAUGGACAUGGACGUGGACAUGGACCUGGACCUGGACGUGGACAUGGAUGUGGACAUGGACGUGGACAUGGACGUGGACGUGGACGUGGACGUGGACAUGGACAUGGACAUGGACGUGGACGUGGACGUGGACGUGGACGUGGACGUGGACAUGGACGUGGACGUGGACCUGGACGUGGUCGUAGACGUGGACGUGGACAUGGACGUGGACAUGGACCUGGACCUGGACGUGGACAUGGACGUGGACAUGGACGUGGACAUAGACGUGGACGUGGACGUGGACGUGGACGUGAACAUGGACAUGGACAUGGACAUGGACGUGGAUGUGGACGUGGACGUGGACGUGGACAUGGUCGUGGACGUAGACGUGGACGUGGACGUCAACGUGGACGUGGACGUGGACGUGGACAUGGACGUGGACAUGGACCUGGACAUGGAUGUGGACAUGGACGUGGACAUGGACGUGGACGUGGACAUGGACGUGGACAUGGACGUGGACGUGGACAUGGACGUGGACAUGGACGUGGACGUGGACGUGGACGUGGACGUGGACGUGGACAUGGACAUGGACGUGGACGUGGACGUGGACGUGGACAUGGUCGUGGACGUGGACGUGGACGUCGACGUGGACGUGGACGUGGACGUGGACAUGGACGUGGACGUGGACGUGGACGUGGACAUGGACGUGGACAUGGUCGUGGACGUGGACGUGGACGUGGACGUGGACGUGGACGUGGACCUGGACAUGGACAUGGACGUGGACAUGGACCUGGACGUGGACGUGGACGUGGACGUGGACGUGGACGUGGACCUGGACAUAGACAUGGACGUGGACGUGGACGUGGACGUGGACAUGGACGUGGACGUGGACGUGGACGUGGACGUAGACGUGGACAUGGACGUGGACGUGGACGUGGACGUGGACAUGGACGUGGACGUGGACGUGGACGUGGACAUGGACGUGGACAUGGUCGUGGACGUGGACGUGGACGUGGACGUGGACGUCGACGUCGACGUGGACGUGGACGUGGACAUGGACGUGGACAUGGACAUGGACGUGGACGUGGACGUGGACGUGGACAUGGACAUGGACGUCGACGUGGACGUGGACGUGGACAUGGACGUGGACAUGGACGUGGACGUGGACGUGGACGUGGACGUGGACAUGGACAUGGACUUGGACGUGGACGUGGACGUUGAGUUGGACGUGGACGUGGACGUGGACAUGGACAUGGUCGUGGACGUGGACGUGGACGUGGACGUGGACGUGGACGUGGACGUCGACGUGGACGUGGACGUGGACGUGGACAUGGACGUGGACAUCGACCUGGACAUGGACGUGGACAUGGAUGUGGUCAUGGACGUGGACGUGGACAUGGACGUGGACAUGGACGUGGACGUGGACAUGGACGUGGACAUGGACGUGGACAUGGACGUGGACGUGGACGUGGACGUGGACGUGGACGUGGACGUGGACAUGGACGUGGACGUGGACGUGGACGUGGACAUGGACGUGGACGUGGACAUGGACGUGGACAUGGACGUGGACAUGGAUGUGGACGUGGACGUGGACAUGGACGUGGACGUGGACGUGGACGUGGACGUGGACGUGGACAUGGACGUGGACAUGGACGUGGACAUGGACGUGGACGUGGACAUGGACGUGGACGUGGACAUGGACGUGGACGUGGACGUGGACGUGGACGUGGACGUCGACGUGGACGUGGACAUGGACGUGGACAUGGACGUGGACGUGGACGUGGACGUGGACGUGGACGUGGACGUGGACAUGGACGUGGACGUGGACGUGGACAUGGACGUGGACAUGGACGUGGACAUGGACGUGGACAUGGACGUGGACAUGGACGUGGACAUGGACGUGGACGUGGACGUGGACAUGGACGUGGACGUGGACGUGGACGUGGACGUGGACAUGGACGUGGACGUGGACGUGGACGUAGACAUGGACGUGGACGUGGAGGUGGACGUGGACGUGGACGUGGACAUGGACGUGGACGUGGACGUGGACGUGGAUGUCGAUGUGGUCGUGGGCGUGGUCGUGGACGUGGACGUGGUCGUGGACGUGGACGUGGUGCUGGACGUGGACGUGGUCGUGGACGUGGACGUGGAUGUGGACCUGGACGUGGACAUGGUCGUGGAUGUGGACCUGGACGUGGACGUGGACUUGGACGUGGUCGUGGACCUGGACGUGGACGUGGACGUGGACGUGGUCGUGGGCGUGGUCGUGGACGUGGACGUGGACGUGGUCGUGGGCGUGGACGUGGAUGUGGACGUGGACGUGGACCUGGACGUGGACGUGGACUUGGACGUGGACGUGGACGUGGUCGUGGACGUGGACAUGGACGUGGACAUAGUCAUGGACGUGGACGUGGACGUGGACGUGGACCUGGACAUGGACGUGGACGUGGACGUGGUCGUGGACGUGGACGUGGACGUGGUCGUGGACGUGGACGUGGACGUGGUCGUGAACGUGGACAUGGACGUGGACUUGGAGGUGGACGUGGACGUAGACAUGGACGUGGACGUGGACAUGGACGUGGAUGUGGUCGUGGACCUGGACGUGGACGUGGACGAGGACGUGGACGCGGACGUGGAAGUGGACGUGGAAAGGUC
Closterium sp. NIES-65 is the source of this 3005-nucleotide messenger RNA. The record is from the annotation of a GenBank genome assembly. NCBI's taxonomy places the organism in Eukaryota, Viridiplantae, Streptophyta, Zygnematophyceae, Desmidiales, Closteriaceae.